UAUUUCAGAUAGAGUUCUGUGUGAGUUCUGUAGGGGAAAGUUGUGUUUGGUUAACAGACAGAGAGGAGCUUUGUGUACCUCUCUCAGACAGGUCAGCUCUCUCUCUCACAGCCUUUUUUCUUUCAUUCUGGGUGCACAGAGCUCCUUUGCAAGCCGUAUAUGAUGCUAUCACUACUGUGCUGUGCUCUGCUGCUUUGUCUGAGUCAGGUCGCUGAUAGCAGGCAGAAGCAGAGAGAAGGGACGGGCCUGGCAGAGAGGAGGCAGUUCUGUAGCUGGCCGUGUAAAUGUGGCGUCCGGCCGCCAUGCGCCCCCGGUGUCAGCUCCAUCUUGGAUGGCUGUGGCUGCUGCAAAACCUGUGCACGGCAGAUUGGUGAAUCAUGCAAUGAAAGGGAUGUCUGUGACCCUCACAAAAGCAUGUACUGUGACUUUUCUAAAGACCAGCCGCGUUAUGAGGUUGGCAUCUGUGCUUACAUGAUGGGGGUUGGUUGUGACCUGAAUGGGGCUCACUAUGAUAACGGACAGGCCUUCCAGCCCAACCCUCUCUACAAAUGCACUUGCAUCUCUGGAGCCAUCGGCUGUACCCCUGCCUUCAUCCAAAAGCCAGCAGGAAUGUUGAGUCCUGCUGUGCUCCAGGGCAACUUGCCAGCAGGCCUCAAGAGCAACCAAAGCCCUAAACACCAACAGGACACCACCUACAGGACUAUUGUCAGGUAAAUGUGACCCUCUUACAGGGAUCCUCCCUUAGCCUGGAAGAAGAACUGUUUGAUCCAGACCACACCCUGGUCACCUUGUUCGCGCACCUGUGGCAUCGGCAUCUCUGUACGAGUCAACAAUGACAACAGCAAGUGUGAGAUGAGAAAAGAGCGCCGACUCUGUCUGCUUCGACCAUGUGAUAAAAAUGCUCUAAAGGGACUGAAGAUGCCAAAAGGGAAAACCUGCAGACCAAAAUUCCAGGCCAGUAAAGCAGAGAAGCUCUCACUGUCUGGCUGUACCAGUGUUAAGAAGCAUCGACCGACAUACUGCGGCAUCUGCACGGACAAGCGCUGCUGUGUUCCUAAUAAGUCCAAAAUGGUGAACAUAGAGUUCCACUGCAAAGGAGGAUCUAACGUACGCUGGAAGAUGCAGUGGAUCACUUCUUGUGUGUGUCAGAGGAAAUGUAAUGAUGCCGGCGACAUGUUCUCAGAGCUGCACUUAAUUUAAAACAGACAAAAAGGAAGUACAAAAUGCUUAUAAGUUUUACUUUAAGUAAACUACAGCAUAUGUACAGUUAUGGCCAGAAAUACUCUAUGCAAUUAUGGAAACAAAGACACAAGUAAAUGUCAACACACUCCUGUUGUAAAUGUGUUCAUGCUCUUUUGUGGUGGUAAUAAACCUCAGUACCUCAGAGUUACUUUCAACUGUCUGCCACUGAACUGAAUGUGUUGGUUUAGAUAGCUACACGCUUUCAUAAUAUGCAAUGGCAUGGUUAAGAAAGACCUAAUUCAAACCGUUGUUUUACAGUAGUUGACCUCGAAGAGGAAAGACGAAAUGUGUUUUCAUUAAUGCCCACUAUCCACCUUAUUUUUAAUGUAAGAGUGGGCACGGCCAUUUGUAAAUUGAAUAUGUCUGGCUUCCGGCGUCAUCCGCUUCCAGUUAUUUUUAGCUGUACAAAACGACUCUUUAUGCUGCUUGCUAUUAUAUCUUACCAUAUUAUUUUAAUGUAAUGCAUUGUCAUAAUUAUAAAACACACUACUUUGUAGCACAAAUAUUUUUAACGUUUACUGCACUUUGUUAUUCUUCUAGUUAUUUACCUAUAGCAGCUAAUGAUGCAGAAGUCUCAUACGUUCACAGUAAAUAGCUUUUUUCCAUGUUAUAAAUAAGGUGAUAGCAUCCCUAGAGUCAAUGCAGAAAAUGAAGUGUGUACUUGUGUUAUGAAAUGCCUUCGUACAGGCAAAACUGACCAGCAUAGAUGUGUCUGCGUUCACAUAUUUGAGUAGAGUAUGUUUCAGGCCUAUACGCACAACUGUCUAAACAAAUUAAAAUCAGUGUUUUAAGCCACGGUCACACUAGAUUUUGAGCAUGCUAAAAUUGUUCGGACACAGCAAUGGUCAUGAUAUUGAGUCACACUCUGCAGCAUAUUUUUUAUGAACAUGAAUUCAACAUAUAACAAAUUGUAUAUUUUAAACAUUUUGAGUAUAUUACUAUCUACUUGAAAUUAAAUAUAUUUAUAUUUUAAUUCUAAGAAGAAGUCAUGCCAUGAUGUAUUGAUCUUCUACUGGUCACACAUCUUCACGUGAUGUGAAAAUGCAGCUCAGAGUUCACCAAACUUUGGAACACUUUUUUUCCUAUAAGCAUGCGUUUGCGGUCUGAUGCAUUUGCAUGUGUAUGAAUGGCAGUCAAUUGAACAAAAAUGUGUAGUGUGACCGCCCCUUAACUUUGUUGUUUGAAAUACAACAAGUAAAGAAGAAGGGGAGACAUUUUUAUAAACACUUUAAUAAAGCAAUGUCAAACAUGUUAA
This is a messenger RNA of Megalobrama amblycephala (Wuchang bream), 2497 nucleotides long. It is a transcript of the gene ccn6, whose product is annotated as cellular communication network factor 6. Gene Ontology annotation, molecular function: heparin binding; integrin binding. Gene Ontology annotation, cellular component: extracellular matrix; extracellular region. Gene Ontology annotation, biological process: cell adhesion; signal transduction. The record is from RefSeq and is a predicted model, not a curated record. NCBI's taxonomy places the organism in Eukaryota, Metazoa, Chordata, Actinopteri, Cypriniformes, Xenocyprididae.